Kogia breviceps (pygmy sperm whale) is the source of this 2702-nucleotide messenger RNA. Lineage: Eukaryota; Metazoa; Chordata; Mammalia; Artiodactyla; Physeteridae. The record is from RefSeq and is a predicted model, not a curated record.
CCUUCCCUGCCUGUGGGGCCACCUGGGCGCCCCCCCCCCCCAGAGCCCCGGUGCCAGUCUGGGCGCCAGGGGUCUCGAGCCCCACCCCAGGGCCAGUGGGAGAGGUAGCCAGUUAGCGCCUAGGGGCCGGCCUCUGGCCGGCAAGCUCGGUUCCACCUAAAAAUGCGCUUCUGAAACACCUUGGCAAGGGAAUGGACCCCAACUUGGAGGGGAAGGCCUUGGUUUGAUCCGCCCGGAGUGGCUGGGUGAUCCACCCCUCUCUGGGCCUGGGCUUCAGUUUCCGUAUCCGUGCCACAGCAGGGCUGCCCCCAUAGCCCCUCUAUCCAGGUACAGACACCUCCGUGACCACUGCCUCUGUGUUACCUGUUCCCCUAAUCAGAGUGGGGUUCCCCCAGUCAGGUAUGGUGUGGGGGACCCAGAGCCCGCGCGGUCCAGCCGUGGAAGGCCCUGGGAAUGCCCCCUAGGAGCAGGUCCAGCCUCCCACCACCCCUACAAUUAGCCUGCUCUGUGGCACCCCCCUUGGGUGCUCACCACCUCCCAAGUCUGUGGCUGGACACGCCCACCCUAAGAGGAGCUGGAACCUGCAGGUUCCCUCUUCACAGCCCACACCUCCUAUGUGCUUCUUCCAUCCCCUUGGGGUGAUGGGAGUCUGAAGCCAACCUUUGCCCCUUUCAGACAGGCUGCCCCUUCCUCCUCUCUUCCCCCAAGUCUAUCCUCUGGGGAGUCGCAGCAGAGGAGAAGGGCCAGGGGCUGUUUCGUUGCUUCAGCACUAGCCAAACCCCUGUGUGAGCCUCAGUUUACCCCAGCGCAAAAUGGGUGCCCGUCCUCAUCCUACGGGCACGGUUUGAGUGUGGGGCACUGAGCCAGGAGCUCGCCCUCUCCACUCUGAGCUCUCAUCUCACCUGCUGCAAGGGCACUGCCUCCAUCACCCCGCUUUACAGAUAAGGCAGUGGGUGCCGAGGGGCUCAGUGACAUGUCCAGGGUCUUCUGGAGGGCCCAGGAGGGAGAGGAAGCAGCCAGAGUGGAGGUAGCAAGGCCAGGGAACGCUACUGGAAAACCAGAGGUGGGCGAAGCUCUGUCUGUUCUGUUCACAUGUCCACUCGCCAGCUCCUCAGCCCAUUCAGCAAACGGUGAACCUGCUCUCGGGGUGCGGGCAGGAAAGAAAUGGGGCCUUCCCAGGAUGGCCUGGGUCCGUGUGUCACACCCCCACCUCCAGCCGUGCCCAGUACGACCCCCCACCGCUGCCCUCUCCAUACCCUCCCACUCUCCAGAGAGGAUCCAGGCCUGGCCGAUGACAGAGGAAUCAUCUGGCAGCCUCAGAAGCCGCCGCUGGCGAGCAGGAGAGCCUCCUGUUCCCACAGCUGCUCCCCCUUCCUCACCACCCUCCUCUCUGCAGACAGCUUGGUUGGGCUGGAGAACAAGCCGUGCUCCCAUUUUGUGGAUGGCAGGCCCGAGACCCUGAGGACUGACACUGUCUCCUGGGGCCCCACUGCUCACAGAGCUCCCCAAGCGCCUGGCCCACGUGGCUCUCGGCGGGAGCCGGCGUGGCCUCUGUCCCCACUCUGCUGUGCCCUGCGCGCUCCAGCAGCCCCUAAGGGACAAGAGCACACCCAGUAGUCACAAGCCAGGCCUGGCGCUGAGAACUGUACCCGGACCAGGGCUCUCUGUAUGGAGGGGGCACCGAGGCAGUGCAGAGCAGCAAGGAAUAGACCUGGCACUCCACCCACGGCCCUCCCUCCAUCCAUCCGUGGAUAUUUACUGCUUGUCUAACGUGCCAGGCCCUGGGGAACAGGAGAGAGCUGAGGUUCCCGCCUCUGCAGCACUCACUGCCUGGUGGGGACGGACAAUGGAGAGGAGUUACACUAUAGACAGAAAAUGUCACGUUGUACCCUGUGCUGGGAAAGGACACAGGUGAGAUGCUCCCCAGCUCCUCCUAGACCCUAUGGGGGGGGGGAGCCAUGUGGGAUGGGGACAGGCAGACCCUGAGCUGCCUGCUCCCACCCCCAGCUCUGGCUUUGCCUCCCCUCCCCAACCCCGGGGGGCUGUGCAGAGCUCCUGUCCCCUGUGGUUCCUGCUAAUGAAGGGCAACUCCACCCACCCAGAAACCGGGCUGCUUCCGGCUGGUAUUUAAAGAGGUGUCUCUGAGUGUGAUGCUGGCGUUCGUUCCCAUUCCUGUCUUGUGCCCACCCCACAGUGUCCCUCUCACGGUAAACUGGAGACAGAGCUACUGGCUGCCCCUCGCCCCUGCUCUGGCACCAGAGGAGCGCCUCAUCCAGGCUGGGCUCCCUGCCAGGCCCCUUGCGGGACACGGCAGAUUCAGGGACAACUAAGGCGUAGGGCUGCUCUCAGGUCACCCCAACUGGCUGUGAAUGAGGGUCAACUUCUGGAUCAGGGUGGGGGAAGCAGAGAAGGCUUCCUGGAGGAGGCAAUGUCAGCACAGAAAAGAAAAGGCAGGCAAGAGCCAGACUUCAGUGCAUUAGGAAAUGGCAGGUGGGAGAUUCAUCAACUGUUCUGAGAAAUUUGGCUGUGAAGGGGAAGAGAGAUAGAGGGCAGUAGCUGGAGGGAAAAGGGAGGUCCAGGGAGGGUGUUUUUAAUAGAAGACACUAACCCUAACCCUUAAAAGCUGCCUGGAAAAUGCUAUCCGAGGAGGGAUGUCCACUCAAGAAAAGAGGACUUUCAAAGGGAGGACCCCUCAAGGCAGG